This is a messenger RNA of Gossypium raimondii (Peruvian cotton), 1629 nucleotides long. RefSeq names its product probable BOI-related E3 ubiquitin-protein ligase 2. Bases 575 to 1345 code for a protein of 256 amino acids. Gene Ontology annotation, molecular function: ubiquitin-protein transferase activity. Lineage: Eukaryota; Viridiplantae; Streptophyta; Magnoliopsida; Malvales; Malvaceae. The transcript has 2 exons. The record is from RefSeq and is a predicted model, not a curated record.
UAUGAAAACAACAGCUGACUGGAAGAAUUAAUGGGAACUAUUAUUCAGCCUUUUCCAAUGACCAAAAAACUGACAAAAUUCACCAAAUUUCUGAUUCCUUCGCCUCUAUUCUAUAACGUCUGACUCUUUCACGUCCCAAUCCAGUGAAUUUCCCUUUCAAAACCCACACAUUUUUCUUUUUUCCUCUUUGUGAAAAUCUCUUGAGCCGAUACUUGUGUGACUUGCUGUCACAAAAUCUGAAUGUGUACGUCGUCGUUGUAUCUCUCUCAUAAGAUUUUUGUCGGUUUUCCCACUCUAUUUAUAACCAUCCACGGGUAUCCUCCGCGAUGGUCUGUCUAUUUUCAGUUACACCAGAGAACCCAAACCAACAAACAAGGCAAAGGUUAUGCCGAUUAAGAAAUAAGUCUUAAGGAGGGCCUCAUCUUUUUUUCUAGCACUAAAACCUACCCCAUUUUCAUAUCCUUCAUGGUUACCAAGUAAGUGAAUUUACAAAGGGACAAGGGGGAUCCUUUUUAUUUUUAUUUCUUGUAAUGAUGCUUUGCUUCGUUUUGAUCAAUACCUGGCGAUAGUUAUUAUGGCUGUUCAAGCGCAGUUGUGUCGUGAAAAUAUGGGUGUGCCUUUGCCCAUGUGUGGCCUUCAGGAUUGGAUGGUAAACCCUGCACCUGCUGCUCCUUCAUUCCAAGCUGGUUCUAGUCUUCAAGACGUUCCUUUUCAUCCGCAUCAAAACGCUCAGAACUUGGUUCCCAUGGCAGUUUCUCAACCUUUAGAUGCUCAACUGGAGAUUCAAAGGCAGGAAAUUGAUUGCUUUCUUCAGUUACGGAAUGAGAGGCUAAGAUAUGUAUUACGAGAGCAAAAGAAGCAACAACAAACCAUUCUGCUAAAGAGUAUGGAAUCAAAGGCCUUGUAUUUGAUGAAGCGAAAAGAAGAAGAGUUGGCACGAGCAACAAAGAAAAAGAUGGAGCUUGAAGCCUGCUUAAGAAAAGUGGAAAUGGAAAGCGAGUCAUGGCAAAGACUUGCAAAAGCAAAUGAAGCGAAGGUUAUGGAUCUAAACAAAAGACUGGAACAAGUGAGAGAGAGCCUAAUUUGGGUCAGCAGUUCAGCUGAAGAUGGAGAAUCCUUUUAUUAUGGUUCGUGCGACAGAGAUGAAGAAGAAAGAGACAAUAACGUUCAAGAAGCAGACAGCAAGAAAAAGAUGGCUUGUAAGCACUGCAACACUAGGAGCUCAUGCGUUCUGUUUUUACCUUGCAGACACCUUUGCUCCUGCAACUCUUGUGAAGCAUUUCUUGUUUCUUGUCCUGUCUGUGGAUCUGUGAGGGAGGCAAGCAUUAAGGUGUAUUGGGUCUAACUCUUAACUCUUGCAACACUAGGAGUUCAUGCGUUCUCUUUUUACCAUGCAGACAUCUUUGCUCCUGCACCUAUUGUGAAGCAUUUGUUGUUUGAAGGAGGCAAGCAUUAACGUGUUUUGUGUCUAACUCUUAAGUCUAUGGUUUUGGGAGAAGCACACUUGUUCAUAGGUGAACCGUCAUCAUGUGUUUUCGUUUGUAUUUUACUUUACUUACAGUAGUGGUUUGGUGAGUUCCGAACAAAAGAAAAAGGUAAUGGUUUGGUGAUUAUCUUUUUCAAUUUUUA